AUGAACCAUAUCAACUCCGUCCAGAGGACGGCCCCUAUCCCCAUUGCCCCCAAGCCUCCUCGAAUAGAAACCGCCACCCAACGCCAGGAUAGUCUGCGUCGUUUUGAGAUUGGAUCGGGGAGCUUGCAUGCCAGGGCACCAACCGACUCCGCUUCAGCCCCGGCCUCCUCAGCUCCCAUCAACGGUCAAUCGGUGCCGCCCUGCCAGGCUUGUCAAUACUCAGGCACCCGGUGUAUUCUGAGUGAGGAUGAUGAGACUUGUAUGCCGUGCCAAGUCAAUGCCACAGAGUGCUCGCUAUCCUCUUCAACUUCGAGCCCCCAGUCCCGCAAGAGGAGGAUCAACGGGACCGACACACCAUUGGAAAUGAUUGGAAAACGAAGCUCUCCCGGUAAUAGCAUAUCCAGGAGACGGAACCAAAACUCAAGUCUCAGUCUCUCCAGCACGGCCGCUAGCAGCACGUUCCUUGAGGACAUGGCCAACGUUGGUGGUCCCACCAUGCUGAGCAGAACUCUUGGUCUACAGACCGAUCGCUUCUGCCAAUACAUCGGCCCCACAACUGACUUCGAACCGUCUCUCAUCAACCUAUCUUCUUUUGAUCCGCAGGACGAGAGCUUGCUAGCCAGGGGCACUCUACGAAAGGUGAGCGAUAACGAUACCUUCUUGAUGCUCCCAGAUCACAAUACCCCGGGUCACGAGCACGUGAUUCAAGACUUGGACGACAUCGAAGGUAUCGUGGCGCCCCACGGACGAAAGCUGAUCGACAUAUACUUCCGUGUUGUGCACCCUGGAUUCCCCAUUAUCCAAAAGCAUGUCUUCUUGGAGAAGUACGAACGGUCUUAUCGCGAAUUUUCACCCGAAAUCCUGGCUGCCGUGUACCUACUUGCCAUUAACUGGUGGGAGCACGACGAGGAACUCGCCCACUUACCUAGACCCAAUAUAAGGGAACUCGAGAGACUCAUUCGAACUUCGUUAGCGGAUGCCAUCUACAGACCGAAACUUUCAACUGUUCAGGCGGGGCUUUUGCUCUCUCAACGGCCCGAGGGCGACCAAUGGGCACCUACUGCGCAGCUCGUCGCCACUGCGCAGGAGCUCGGGCUCCAUCUGGACUGUUCGGGUUGGAAAAUACCUCCCUGGGAAAAGGGUUUGAGGAAACGACUCGCAUGGGCUUUGUAUAUGCAAGACAAAUGGGGCGCACUGGUCCAUGGCAGGCCGUCGCACAUAUUUUCGGCGAAUUGGGGGGUCCAAAGUCUACGAGCCAACGACUUUCCCGAUGUCGAGUGGGAUGAGGACGAUAUGGAGGAGAAGCAGGACAUCGAACGAGGCAGGCUUGUGUUCACGCGCGUGGUUCAACUGUCCGAGAUCCUUUCCGAGAUCCUCGAAACGUUCUACACACUAAAUGCCGAGCAAAAUGUGACGGAGGCUGGUGCACAGGGAACGCAGCUGGUUCUCUCCCUGGCCAAGCCAAUCCAGUUGAAAUUGAAAGAUUGGUACGGGAACCUUCCAAAUAGCAUUCGACUGGAGUCUUCUUCUUCAACAUACAGCACCUCGAGCCAGAUAAACUCGAACCGGUUUUCCAGCAUUGGGUAUCUUCAUUUGGCAUACUUUGCCGCUGAAAUCACUCUUCAUCGACGGAUUAUCCGAUCUCUAGCAGCAUCUGGGGCAGCUGUGGACCCUUACGUCCAGCACAUCUGCCGAAGCGCCGCCAAGGCCCGAUUGAUCUCGGCCAUGGACUUUGUAAAUCGCAUGGGCCCAAGCCACCUCCGCUCCUUCUGGUACUUUGCUUCCAAAACCAACUUUGCCCUCAUCGGCACCUUUGGCUCUUUGCUAUGGGCCACCUCGCCAGGACGUGAAGAAGCCGAGUGGUAUAGACGUCGGUUGGCAGAAUACCGCUGGACACUUUCGGUCAGCUCCAAGCCAGGUGAAAGCAAAGGCCUGACUGACUUUGCCAUGACUAUGCUGGAUAUCUCAACUGGGCUUCUCAAGCAGCUCCCCGAGAAGCCUUCGAUGAGCAGGAGCGGCAGUGCAGUCGACUUCUCUGCCAUGUCUGCUCCUGGUUCCUUCUCUGGGCCGGGAAGCACCAUGGACAACUUCAGCAACAUCGCAAGUGCUGAUGUUAGCGGGGUUCAGAGCCCCGAAAGUACGAGGUAUAGCAGUGAUGAUGAUAUGGACGAUUAUCCAACGAGAAUGUAA
Messenger RNA from Clonostachys rhizophaga, 2190 nucleotides. Lineage: Eukaryota; Fungi; Ascomycota; Sordariomycetes; Hypocreales; Bionectriaceae. The record is from the annotation of a GenBank genome assembly.